Acanthosepion pharaonis is the source of this 597-nucleotide messenger RNA. The record is from the annotation of a GenBank genome assembly. NCBI's taxonomy places the organism in Eukaryota, Metazoa, Mollusca, Cephalopoda, Sepiida, Sepiidae.
AUGAUUUCUUCACAUGCCCUCUGUCUCUCUCUAAAACGCAUCUGUUUAUAUAUCUAUUCAUACCUCUCUCUCGCUAGGUUUAUCUAUCUAUCUAUCUAUCUAUCUAUCUAUCUAUCUAUCUAUCUAUCUACAGUCUGUUCAUAUCUAUCUAUCUAUCUAUCUAUCUAUCUAUCUAUCUAUCUAUCUAUCUAUCCCAAUCUCAGCAGCCUGCCUAUCUAUCUAUCUAUCUAUCUAUCUAACUAUCUAUCUAUCUAUCACAGUCUGUCCAUAUCUAUCUAUCUAUCUAUCUAUCUAUCUAAUUUGCCACUGUCACCCUCUACGUGCCUAAUGUUCUUCCCUAAUAUAUCUCUUGCAUAUAUUAUUUAUAUAUAUAUUUACAUGUAUCUCUACAUCUUCACAAAAAUUUUAUUAUCGCUAUGCAUAUCUAUCUAUCUAUCUAUCUAUCUAUCUAUCUAUCUAUCCGACACUUCUACGGGCCUAAUUUUCUGCCAUGAUAUAUUUAUUCAAAUGUAUCUCUCUACCUAUUCAUACUUAUCGCAAUAUCCUUAUUCAUAUUCAUCUAUCUAUCUAUCUAUCUAUUUAUCUAUCUAUCUAUAA